UAGUUCUACCGUGCGUCAUAAAAAACACCUUACAUUCUUUAAAAAUAUUUGUUUAAAUGAAACGCACAUAUACGUUUUUCCAUGACAUUUGAUGAAUUCUGAUUUGGACAACUUUUAAAAUACAAAGUAUUUAUAGGAGAACAAGAGACAACUGUAGUUUCAAACUUAGAUGUAAUUACACUUGGGCCAUACUGAAUUUGAUUAAAAGAUGCGGGACCAAGCGUGGAAAUUGACUGUAAUUGUUGUGGCUGUCCUUGUUGCAUUUGUUUUACUGACAGUAACCAUGAGAGACGAGCGUCACAACAAGGUGGCAGUUCCUACAUUUGUGCAACAAACUCCAGCAGGUCAUCAGAAUCUGAAGUCGUUAAGAGAUAUCUAUUUGAAAACUUUGAAAGUGACAUUGACAGGAUAUGCCUUUAAAUCAAAAUCUAUUAAAGUGGGUGCUGGUGAGAUUGCAAUCGGGAACCAAGCAAUGAAUGAUGACGCACGAAAGCGAGGUGCUGAUUGGCCAAGCGUUGGGUACACAAUGAUUGGCACAAUUGGUUUGGAGAAUGUCCAAGAGCUGUUAGAACAUGUAAUCCAAGAUGGCGUCCCUGGAGAUUUCCUGGAGGCGGGAGUUUGGAGGGGUGGGGCUAGUAUGUUUGCUAAGGCAAUAAUGAAUUCUUACAACCAACAAAAUCGUCAAACUUGGGUUUGCGACUCAUUUGAAGGACUACCACCAGCAACUCAGGCAAAGGAUAACGAUCACUGGUCAAAAAUGAAAGCUCUAGCCGUCAGUAAAGAAAUUGUAAGAGGACAUUUCGACGAAUUUUUCUUACUUGAUGAAACGGUACAUUUUAUACAGGGAUAUUUUGUGUACUCAUUACCAUGUUUGAGAAAAACACUAACUGAAAGAAAUAACAAAAUAGCCGUUCUGAGGGCUGAUGGAGAUAUGUAUGAAAGUUUGAUGGAUAUCUUAUUUAAUCUUUAUGAGUUUGUUCCUGUCGGAGGGUAUAUCAUUAUUGAUGAUUGGGGAAUUCAAGUUGCUAAAAAAGCAGUUCAAGAAUUCAGGGCAAUGCAUGACAUUAAGUCAACAAUUUUUCCAUUCCGGGGUAUAUCUAUGUACUGGAAAGUGGAAUCAAAGAUUCCUGUAAAGUACAGCUGGUAUGAAGAAUUCAUGAAAACUAGGAAACUUGAUGCAUCGAAAAAACAAUGUUAA
This is a messenger RNA of Owenia fusiformis, 1198 nucleotides long. NCBI's taxonomy places the organism in Eukaryota, Metazoa, Annelida, Polychaeta, Sabellida, Oweniidae. The record is from the annotation of a GenBank genome assembly.